Molecule: messenger RNA, 2604 nt
Organism: Nannospalax galili (Upper Galilee mountains blind mole rat)
Lineage: Eukaryota; Metazoa; Chordata; Mammalia; Rodentia; Spalacidae
Gene: Vps26a
Product: VPS26, retromer complex component A
Exons: 9
Coding region: 149-1132 (327 amino acids)
Biological process (GO): intracellular protein transport; retrograde transport, endosome to Golgi
Cellular component (GO): endosome; retromer complex
Source: RefSeq, a predicted model, not a curated record
GGAGCGGCCGGGCGGGGCUGGAACAAGGAGGGAAGGGAGUGGUCACGUGCGGCGGGCGGCCCGCGGUCACGUGACGGGCGGCGGGCGCAGGCAGCAGGGAGUUCUUAGGGAAGAGGAGUAAAGAGCCGGGACACGGCAGUCGCCGACAAUGAGUUUUCUUGGAGGCUUUUUUGGUCCCAUCUGUGAGAUUGAUGUUGUCCUUAAUGAUGGGGAAACCAGGAAAAUGGCAGAAAUGAAAACUGAAGAUGGUAAAGUAGAAAAGCACUAUCUCUUCUAUGAUGGAGAAUCUGUUUCAGGAAAGGUAAACCUAGCCUUUAAGCAACCUGGAAAGAGGCUAGAGCAUCAAGGAAUUAGAAUUGAAUUUGUAGGUCAAAUUGAACUUUUCAAUGACAAGAGUAAUACUCAUGAAUUUGUAAACCUAGUGAAAGAACUAGCCUUACCCGGAGAACUGACUCAGAGCAGAAGUUAUGAUUUUGAAUUUAUGCAAGUUGAAAAGCCAUAUGAGUCAUACGUCGGUGCCAAUGUCCGCUUGAGGUAUUUUCUUAAGGUGACAAUCGUGAGGAGACUGACAGACUUAGUGAAGGAGUAUGAACUGAUUGUUCACCAGCUUGCUACCUAUCCUGAUGUUAACAACUCUAUUAAGAUGGAAGUGGGCAUUGAAGAUUGUCUGCAUAUAGAGUUUGAGUAUAAUAAAUCAAAGUAUCAUUUAAAGGAUGUGAUUGUUGGAAAAAUUUACUUCUUAUUAGUAAGAAUAAAAAUACAACACAUGGAGUUACAACUAAUCAAAAAAGAGAUCACAGGAAUUGGACCUAGCACCACAACAGAAACAGAAACAAUCGCCAAAUAUGAAAUAAUGGAUGGCGCACCAGUAAAAGGUGAAUCUAUUCCAAUAAGACUAUUCCUUGCAGGAUAUGACCCAACUCCAACAAUGAGAGAUGUGAAUAAAAAGUUUUCAGUAAGGUACUUUCUGAAUCUAGUGCUUGUUGACGAGGAAGACAGAAGAUACUUCAAGCAGCAGGAGAUCAUCUUAUGGAGAAAAGCUCCUGAAAAACUGAGGAAACAGAGAACGAACUUUCACCAGCGAUUUGAAUCUCCAGAAUCGCAGGCAUCACCUGAACAGCCUGAAAUGUGAGCUGAAUGGGAGAAAACAGUAAAGACAAAACUAUAACCGUUGAGACUAAGUUCAGCAGGUUAAAGGUGGUUGCAGCGAAGAGGAAAAGGCCAAAAGUUCGUAUCUGAUAGUCUUCCUUUAUCUUACAAUGCUGCAUUUAUUUUAAUUAUUGUAAUUCAAUGUUCUUCAUGUAUAUACAUUUAAAAAAGUGCUUUCUUUGAAACACUGGAGGAUUCUUAAGCUGCCUUUUUUUUUAAGCUGCACACUGAUAAGCAUUCAGGUGCAUCAGCAUACACAUUAAUUUUCAUGUGCAUAGGCUGGUAUUUGUAGUUCUGCUUUCUUUUUGCAUAAUGUUGGAAAUCCUUUUUUCAUGCUAAUGAUUACCUCUUAUUCUAAUUCCCUAUGUGCAAAUAAGAAAUAUUUUGUGUUCAAAUAAAAUUUUAAAACCUGAGUGGCCCUUAUAUAUCCUGCAAAAAUUUAAACAUGGCUUCUCAAUGUUUUUGAGAAUUACACUUAUUUUUACACAUGCAUUUCGGAGAUGAACAUGAUAUGGUGCUGUGGGCUUCAGGAUCUACCAGCUCAUGGCUUCCUAAGUUUUAUCUUCUUGGAAGUCUCUUGAGGUUCUUGAGGUAGACACAGCCCCCCACCCCACCCCCUGUGAUUAUGUGGCUUGUCCUGGUGGCCCACCAUUAACCAUUUGGUACUUGCACUCUGUGCCACCAUACCUGUUCUGCAGUGUGGACUUGGCAUACGUUAGCAUUUUAGAACUUGUUAAACCUGUAUGAUUUUACAUACUUUGAAAUGUGUAUAUAUUUUUAAUUGAAGGAAUGUUCUUGUCAGGAGUGCGCACCUAUUCAUUUGGGGUGGGAGGAUCACGAGGGCCUUGGAGUGCAUGUACUUACCAAGAUACCUCAUGUUAACCGGAACAUUGGCUGGUUCAGACAUUUAAACCUUUUUAUUUUAGAACACUAAAUUCAAGUCAUUUGUUCAGUCCCUAAAAAAGGUUGCAGUGCUCUGUUGGUAUACACGGGAUCUGACUGCAGAUACACUAAUGUGGACCAUGGGAGCCGAAGUGAAGCCUGCUGUGUGGAAAGUCCUUUCACUUUUGUACCGAUAUUUCUUAAUACACUUCUGUGCAAGUUUUGUCAGUUAACCUUACUUUAUGAGUAAGCUAAAUAACCCAAAUUACAUUUCUUUAAAUCUAUUUUACUACUAUGGCACUUUGAUAAAAUGGUCAGUAACCAACUCUUCGCUGGCUGAAGGUUCCAUGUACCAUGUACUGGAGCAGCUAUUUUAAAUGUGUAUAUCUACGAAUGGUAAUGUUUUUCUUCAUGUAAGUGCCUGUUCAGAGUUUUAAAAUUUUAAAAUGCCAAAUAUUUUCAUGGUCACUUGCAUGUAGUAAUUUAGAAAAUAUCAGAUUUUGAAAACCAAUUGUAUUUAACCAGCCUCAAGUUGUGCAACUAUGAUGUAUAAUAAAGAAUUUGAAACAGAAA